Aplysia californica (California sea hare) is the source of this 8600-nucleotide messenger RNA. Its product is annotated as M-phase phosphoprotein 8. The transcript is spliced from 14 exons. Bases 460 to 4032 code for a protein of 1190 amino acids. The record is from RefSeq and is a predicted model, not a curated record. Gene Ontology annotation, molecular function: protein binding. Gene Ontology annotation, cellular component: cytoplasm. NCBI's taxonomy places the organism in Eukaryota, Metazoa, Mollusca, Gastropoda, Aplysiida, Aplysiidae.
UACCUCAAAAUCUAUCAAAACCGCGAUUUGCUCGUCUGUGCUCCUCUCUUUCUAGGGCUGGGAUUCUGCUCACUGUUUGUUGUGCCGCUUGCCGCGUGUUCUGCUCACAUUAUGCAAAUCGUUGUUCAUUAUGUCGCGACGUGUCUUUUCUCGCAGGCUAUUGGAUGGUAUUUUCGAUCAGUGCUCUUUCUUUGUAUGUUUGUUCAGACUAGACAUAAGAGUAAGAAAUACUGUACGCAAUACCCGACCUUUAUGUUCAUUUACAUGCUAAGACCGGAGAUCCAUUCACUUGGGACUAGAUUUAUAGUUGCGAGUUCAGUUAGUUGACCGCAUUUCAGUCCCGAGUUGUGAUGGCCCUUGGUAAAGGGCGAAUUAUGUUUAGUAAUCGUCUAUGCCAGGUAGAAGAACUCGUAUUUCCUUUAGCUCUUUGAUAAAUCUGCUAAAAUAUUAUUUCUGUACAUGAAACAUCUCUAUUACUCCAUCAAACUGAAAAUCCUUUUGCUAUUACUUCCUCAGUUAGUGGAACCUGCCUCCCCUAUUGGGCGAUCUGAUUUUAAUGACAACACGGCGGAAGCGGACGACGAUAUCGAGGUGUUAGAAGGCCCUGAGGUUGAAAUAGGUUCAUACGAAGCCAGCGACGACGAAAAGUUGGACGACAUGGAUGAUUCUAGCGAUGUCAACGAUUCCGCACAGAUUCCUGAUCCAUUACAGUUCAGUCUUUUCAACGAAGGAAGUGAUAUCUUCGAAGUUGAGAAAAUAAUUGCUGGACCCCUUCGGAGGAGGGAGCACCUCGGUAAAGUAUGCUACAAAGUGAGAUGGAAAGGCUAUGGACCUGAGGCAGACACAUGGCAACCCAAAGCAGACCUGGUGUAUGUUCAGGACAUGAUCGAGGAAUACAGGAAGGAGAAAAGCCAACAGUCAAAGCUUAAGAAGAGAAAGACUUCACCUGCCACCAAUUCUAAGGAGAAUGGGUUAGAGGUAGAAGCUAAGAGGAUGAACAUGGCAUCUAAACUUCCAAGUCAGGAUUCUGAUGAUUCGGACAGUGAGAGAUCAUGGCACCCAGACUAUGGAUACAUGAAGGAUACAUUCUGGAAGGAUUUGGAGUUGGGCCGUCACACAAACAACACAGAAUUUUUUGAAGGUGACAUGUACUCUAAAGUGAAAGGUUCGCGACGAGCCGCUCAUGCUGAAGCUGUAGCAAACAUCCAAAAGCAGCAGCAGCAGCAGCAGCAGCAAGCCCAGGCCAAAACCAGUACCCCCACAAGUCGUCCAAAAAUAUCCGCAUCAAAGUCGUCGGGAAAAACACACGUACAGCGUGGAAUGUCCAAGUCUCCCAGAUAUUCAUCAUCAUCGUCUUCCAAAUCCCCUUCACUUUCUCCCAAAGCUGGGAAGGCCACAGCGCCAAAAAGCAGGAAACGUUCCAGUAAUCCUUUUAGUGCCCGUGGCUAUAUGUCUUCUAAACGAAGUCGGCGGUCCAAGGAAGUUAAGGGUUCCCCUGGUAGUACUUCAGAAGGGAAACGAUCUAGUGUUACCUCAGAGACUGUGGGCAUUGUGACAAUGUCUGAUGCUGGGCGAGAUGUGCUAAAAAUGAACACAAGCAGUGAAGAUUCUUCUGACUUGGCCCAAGUUGAGGACGACGUAAAUGAAGUUUUCAGAAAGCCAGAGGGUGUGAAGACAACAGUGUCAUCAGAGACAAUGCUGGCGACCUCAUCAGAAACCACAUCAGCUGUUGCGAUUGGUAAUUUGGAAUUGGAAGAGGAUGUAAUCAAACCUGAGGCCCUGUUCAGUCUUGAAACAGAUAAUGUUUUCCAGCCUCCUGUUUCUAAUAGUGAGGAUAGAACUGAGAUUGCCUGUCGGAGCCGAGAUACUUCCCAAGCUUCAAGAAGUUUAACAGUUGGGGCGUCUUCAGGCCAGUCUUUCAACAGUAGUAUCCCUGACUCGACAUCGGAUAAUAACAGUGAUAUUCAGAAGUCCACUCUCAAUGCCCGGGCUGAGACAAGUGCCUCUGUUGAGAGCACCCAUAAGGACGUUUGUUUGUGGGGUGGUGCAUGCAACAGGUCGGACUGUAGAGCCAACCGAAGAUGGAAUAAUAAAAAUGGUUCAGGCGAUGAGGACAAAGAUAAGAACAAUGAGAAUACUUCCAGCCCAAUUGCUCACCCCAGUUCUUCUCAGCCAUCCACGACAUCGUCUGGAGAAUCAGCUUCAUCGUCCCACUCCUCCUCAUCCUUGGAGACUGAGUCUCCACAAAAGCCUCGCCACAGAGAGUCAGGUUCCUCGAUUACAAGCUCGCCUCAAUUUUCACCUUCCCCGGUAAAGAGGUCUAGUUCAUCGUGUACAUCGGCCGACUCUCCCUCCUAUCGUGUGGUUGGAGAACAGCAACAGAGCCUUCUCUCCUCAAGGUCCUACAGCUCAGACUCCAGCUUCGACGAAAGUGUAGGCCCCGCUCUGAGCCGGGAUGUUGUAAGUAAUUCAUUUGGUCGCAUGGACGCUCUUGCUGAGCGAAUGCACAUGGACACUCUGGCCAGUUCCUCUCUCACAAGGGGUUCUUCCCUUUCAAAUGUGAAUAGCAGUGUGGCUACCUCUGAAAGGAGUAGUGCGUCACAUGGAAGUGCUGGGACGAGGCGAGCAGCUGAUACUGGUGAACGCCCUGGAUUAUUUAGCAAUUCUUUCAGCUUUCUUACUCGGGGCCAUAGUACCGGUCUGGAUACUGAACUACUUACUUCCUCGGAUAUUCUUUCUCAUCACAGCUCACCUGGGAAAGAGAAUACAGCGAACAUUGAUAGAAAUCAGUCUUCGUCUAGUAUGUGUGUCCACAGUGCCAGAGUGGAAAGACCAAUGGAAAUUUCUAACAUGGAUACUGUUUCCUCGUCAUCCUCUGUCUUCUCCCAACCACCCCCAGGUAUUGGUAUUAGUCGAGCCCGUGCACAGGAUAGUCAAGAUAGUUGGUCAUCUCGUAAGAGAACUGGAGAUGGAUCACAGCCUUUGGAAAAAAUCCCCUCACCUAAUUCCAGGAGAGGAGCUGACUUAGAUAGGAGGAUCAGCACACUGACCUGCGAUGAACUUGAGGACUUUCCAGAACAGGGUGAUGAUUGUUAUGGUAGUAACAAAGUAACAGGCUUUGUAACAAAUGCCGACCUUCUUCAAGCUGUGAACCUUGGCAAAGCUGAAGUGGUAAAACGAGCUAUUCAACAUUUGGCCAGUGGUCAUAGGCUUGAUUUUGAGCAGCCUGAUAACAACGGUGUGACAUUGCUCAUGAAAGCUGUGCAGAAAGGCAAUUUAGCAGUUGUGGAGAUGUUACUAGAAAAUGGAGCUAAUGUAAAUGCCCAGCAAGUCAGUGGGAUGACUGCCCUAAUGAUGGCAGCAGAACAGAAUGGCGUGUGCUUGGUGACUCUGCUCUUGAAGCAUGGUGCCAACAGCAGCUUGUAUACUGUGGGCUCUGACUGUGCAGAGACGGCCCUCAUGAAGGCUAUUAAACGUCAGCACAGAGAAGUUGUCAACUUAAUGCUGCGAGUUGGUGUGAACAUCUCAGCUCCAUCCUGUAACAGUAUAUCAGCUCUGCAGUUAGCCAUUGAGAGGAGAAACCCACAGAUCGAGGGGCUUGUGCGGGCACACACAGACAGGCUCACGGCUGCGUUUGAGAGCCGAGUGCUGUCCACGUUGGAGGACACAGCCCAGCUGAUGGAGCAGCUGUUUCCCCUCCAGUGCUUCCCACUGCGAGAGGCUCAGGAGUUUGUCGUGAAAUUCAACAGUAAUAUCCAGCCUGUGCCUUCUGGUGAAGGUUUCCUGUUGUUCAUUGCACAUACAAAAAUCAAUGACAAAGGAGUGAGGUGUCGCUUCCAUGGCAGCUGCCCAAUUGCCUCGGUUAGCUUGAAUGGUGUUGUACAGUCUCCCCUGACAAAGGAAGUAAACUUUGUGACUUCAUGUCAUCCCAUUGUGUCUGGCUGUAACACUCUGGUUAUAACAAAGUUACCUGAAUAUACUUCAAAGGCUAAGCUUCUUGUAUGUGCGUACAGAGCAAAGCUGAUAUGUUGAAGUCGGUACCGCUGUCACACCCACAUGCUCCAAGUGAUGACCAGAUCGGAAUUGUAAGUGUGAAAGCGAAAAGAAAAAACACAAACAUCUGUCUCUGCACAAAUACUUUGCUAUUGCUAUUGAUGAAGAGAAUUCGUCUUCUGGGUUGAAUGCGAAAGUGUGAAUGGUGGACUUAUUUCAUACAGAGUGUUGGGUGCUUUGUUGUUGAGCUGAUUUAAAUAUGUUAGAUAAUGUAUACUUAUUUAUAUAGUAUGUAAUAUUGGUGUAGAUCCAUGUGUAACCAAAACUGGAUUAACUUUCACAGUGCUGAAUUGCCUGCUGUCUGCAUCUUUCAUUUGAAGCACUAUACUUAUGUAUGCCUCCAUUUCCUCCAAACACAGCACUCUAUAAAUGCCAGAACAUGGCACACAUACACCAAAAAACAUAAGAUGAGCACCCCACAUAUAUAACAGAACACAGCAUGGGCACACUACAUGUAUAUACCAGAUUGGUAAUGAAAUGGUGUCCAGUACCUAGCUCAAUGUACAUUUCAAGACAGAAGUAAUUUAUAUCUAUACGUAAAUUUAUAUUUUAUAUUUAUUCUCUCUUGUUGAUUGUACAUAUUAUAAUAUUCAUUGGUAUAUUUGUCAAGAUAGCACCUUGCUAAUACUUACUAGACUAGUGGUCUGGUAUGUUAUAUAUGUUAUGUACUUGAAGAUGAUCAUGUGACAUGUGUGUGCAGCUUAAUAGUAGAGCUGAUAUAAUGUACGGUCUGCUUAAAGACAAGGGAGUGAAACUAUAGUGUAUGGCAGUUGGCUGCUGCUACUGCUGCGCUGGUCCCAUCAAUAAUAAUGUUGUUUGUCCCCCUCAUGUUUGGUAUUGUACGUAAGUUAUGAAGCUGUGAGGAGAAAUAUUCUGGGGCACCACUUUCAGUUCACAUCUUUAACAUUAGAAAAUUGUAAGAAGUUUUGAUUUUUUUCCCUCUUGCUAUUGGCAGUCUUUGUCCUUCUCUGUGCAUGUACAACAGGACGUUGAGAAUAUUGCGGAAUGUUAAAGACUGUUGAGUGUAACAAUAAAUUGUAAAGUACAUAUAGCCUACUUUUGAACUGGGACUUGUGCUAUAAUAUAAAUGCAAUCUGUUAUUAUGUGAUGACGUUUUCAUUGCUGGACCUGCAGUACAACCUUUACUAAAUAGCAGGAGUUUUCCCAGAGCACAUUUGACCGGCUAUUCUCUAAACGUUUUGUGUGACUGAAGGUCCCCCCCCCCCCCGGAUAUUUGUACAUAAUGAUUAUUAAUACAUGCUUGAUGGCACGUGUGAGUGAAGCAAGUUUUGUGGUGAUAUAAUGACUGUGGUGAAAUCCAUGUUGAAGGUAGUGGAGAUGGUGCAAGGUUGGAGGGUUAUCCCGGUUGUCUGUACUGUAUUAGAUGCUAGAGUCUGUGAUCUUUCAACUACGUCAGGUGUGGCAGUUUUGUUGCGUAUGCUUUUCGUCUCCUGAGAGAUUGUCAUGAGUCGAAGUUCGGGCAAGCCUGGGGUUGCUUAGGCUCUCCACUCCCCUCUGUCAAUUUAUAAUUAGUUUGUUUGGAUUGGAACACCUACAGAUGGCACAGAUUUAGUAUUUGGUAGUCCAAUAUUUCUUGUCAAAUGUGAACAGGGUUCAAUUCACCAAUUCAUGUUUGAAGCACCUUCAUUUCCCUGUGAAUGAUUUCAAUGCUGAGACUAUUUGUACCUCACUGUUUUGUUGUGCAUCAAAACAGUUUGCUGGUUCACUUUUGCAUACCUCAGAUUUUUUUUAUAUUGUAAUAUAAUGUUUUUUUCCCAGUAAACUUUAUAGACUUGAGCGACCCAGGGAGAGUGUAUGAAAAGUCAGGGGACAAGGUCUGUUGAAUGAGUUUAUUUAUUAGCGCGGGCUUGUUUCCUUCUGAGAGAAUUAGGGGUGGAUCGUCGGCCUUCUUUCGAGCCUCUCAAGUUUGUAAUUUUAGAAAGUAGAACCACUAUUGUUCUGUCUGUCAGAUGGGUUGCUAUUUAGAUGUCUAGUGGAAUUUUGCUAUGUGGGAGGGUUGUGUGUGAAUCUCUUUGGUCCUUGAAAUCUAUUUCUGUUAAAUAAACUGAGCUCUGAUAAGUUGAUUUUGGUUGAAGAACAUGGUGAAUUGUAUCAUGAGGUAAUAAAGAAUGAGUGUUUGAUUCCUCUUUUCCUAAAUCUGUUUGAGCUCAGAGUGAAAUGUUGUCGCUUUGGCUGCAUACAAAAGUUGUGGAAGAGAAGUAGUGACAGAUAUGGUACAGUCCUUAUCGUUUUGUUUGUCAGAUGCAGAAGUGAGUUUCUUGAGGAAGAGUGUAGAUCAUUUUUCUCCACUUUGCAUUUGUGCUGCUUGUGUCGGUAAGCUUUUUGUACAAAGCACACUUUCUUUCUAAAUAUAUCUGGUAAAGGAACAAAGGUUAGUGAACAUCCAUAAUUAUGUGAGCCUAUGAAAAUUUUGAUUGUUUGAGUGAGAUGUGUGUUUAUGUGUGAAUGCAGGGAACUCCCUUAUCUUUUUAGUAUACAUGUUAUUUGUGAUAUUUGAUAACUGACCUCUUGACCUGUGCUGACCAAGUGAACCGUAUUCUUUCUGCUUCUUAUGUGAUGUUGUUGCCCCAUACUACUGCCAUUGUAUGUUUUGUUGUUGGUAGUUUAUUUAUAUGACGGUAGUCCCGAUGCGUGUUGUUACAUGCAGCAUGUGGCUGUGUUGAUGUGAUGUGUUUUUCUGGUGUUGUCAUUAUGGUCCUGACCCUCUACAGCCAGUAAUUGUACAUGUUUUGUUUUGUUGUGUACACUGCCAAACUUUGUGUAUUGCAAGAUGGUUCAUCCCUAGAAAUGGCAUUCUCUGCGAUGAACACUCUGUAGUAAAGAGGACACAAAUCAUCUCUGAUGAACACUCUUUGUUGCAUUUCUCCAAUUUAAAUUAUAUUAAUUUAGUAGACAUCUUUUCUCUUUCUUGAUGUCACCUCCUAAAAGCAGUGUAGUACACCCGCAAUAUUAAGAUCUCGUCACCAAUGUCCUUAGGGUGGGGGGUUGCGACCUAUCUUAGAUAGGGGAGGGAACCAUCUUGUUUUAGUUUUACAGUUUGUGGUAGCAAUCAAGCAGUUGAGUGCAGAUUUUUCUUGAGUCUCAUUUGCUUGAAUGUAGCCUUCUGAGUGGCUGCACGACAAAGGGGUCCCUUUUUGUUUAUUCUUAUAUAUCAAUGUCAAAGGCAUUACUCUAAAUUUGAAGGCAUUUAAAUUUUGCUGUGUUUUUUUGUUUUUUUGUUUUUUCCAUUGCAUUGGGGACAGGUCCAUUUUAGGGGGCCAAAUCAGCUUUCAAAAAAAAUAUUGGAGGAGUAUUGAGUGUAUAUUUUGGUAAAUCCUUGUGGAUGCAACAUAGACGUUGCAGUCUCAGGGUUUAGGGUUGUUUUUUUUCCCAACUAUUUAGGACACUGCUUUUGUGAAAGUGAAUGCAAAUAGUUUUCUUACUAAGAUGUAAGACUUUAAGAUGUUUAAAAAGGUGUCAAAACCAGAUCAGCGGUUGUCUAUAACUAUAAGUAUAUUUAGUGCCAGCAAGGACACAACUGGUUUUGUGUGGGAAGAGAGGAAAAUUUGCUCUUCUCACACAGUGCAAGUCUCGGGGGCUUUCCUUACUCUUUGGUCCUAUGGUGCCCACCAUAGAUCAGUAGAGACUUGGAAAUUUGUCUUGUUUCUUUCGUUUGUUCAUGUUCUGAUUUUCAGCUCUUGAUAACUUUGUAGCACACGAGUUUGCUAUGGUCUUUGCAUUAUUUAAAUUCCUUUACUUUACAGAGUGUUGCUUCAACAUUUUUGGGGGGUAUUAUAGAGCCUUGUGUUUGGUUUUUGAAUUAACCUUUUCUUGGUUAAAGAUGGGGAGUUCUCUUUUAUUCUUUCAACGUUAAGGGAGUUACUUUUAUGGGUUUGUUUUGCACGUGGGUCUAUAUUUUUUUUUCUUUUGAGGCUGAGGUUUUGUGCUUGUAUUUUUAACAUUGUCAUGAAGAAAAUUUUUUGUGGGUGGGCAAAUUCUCUGUUUAGGAAAUGUAUUGGUGGCUGUUAUGGCAAAUGAAAAUGCUGAAUGUUUUAUGUAUAUUGCUGUUGUGGGUAUUUGUUGUGACAAAACAAUGGAUCUUUCAUUUCAUCUUAUUUAUCUCUGAGAUGGUGCAUGUUGGAUAAUGCUUAUUUAGUUGAUCAUACUCCUGUCAUAGCAGAAGAGUCAGAUCGCCGAUGAAUCGAAAGAAUCAUCUUCUGUUAUGACAGUUGUGAGGUUGAGGUACACCAAUUCAAAAGGUCAUUGCUGAACCUUGUUGUACAUAAAAUUAUUAUGUUAGUCUGUACCUUCAUGUCUGUGUGGUAAACAAGAUUGCCCUUCCAGCUGUGGUUUCUGUUGAUCUCGUGUAGCCAUUUUAGACAUGAAUAACAUGGUGUAGGAGUGUAUGCCAUUACAGAGAUGCCAUUUAAUUAUUGAUGUUUGCACGCACUUACAUGUAUUUGUGAACACAUUUUUGGUUUUUGAUUCAUCUUUGUUUUUUCCCCCCCACAACCCCUUCUUGUUUUGCCAUUAAUUUGAUCGAUGUA